AUAGGAAAAUAUAUAACAAAUAAUGUAUUUAUAAAAUUUUAUAAGAUUUUAUUAUAGAGAAAAUUGGUAAAAAUACAUUUUAGUGCAAAUGUGUCGUCAGCUACAGAUGAUGUAUUGCGUUAUGCUAGAUAGGUGGCAGCAAAUCUCGCGUGAGGUUUAUCAUCGCCCUCACUGAGCCACAGAAGAAGCGCCUGAAGUCAUGGAGGCGGCAACAGUGAAAACGAUCUGUGUAAUCAUUAAAAACGACAUAGAUAUAUAUUAAAAUCAGAUCUAGGGUAUUUUCGGGAGACGGACAGUACAUUGUCGUCGUAUCUUUGACACGUUGUGAACACCCUUGGCAUGGGUUUGUUGUUUUGCUAGCUUGCAUCCGCUGCUGUUGUCAACGGCUCGCCUGUCUCAGCAACACAACCCAAACAGUAGAGAAUAUCAGAAUGGCUCAUUGGAGCAGGUUUGAAAAAGAGCUGGAGUUGGAGACCAAGAGACUCCUCUCACAUUUAACUGGUAUUCAAGAUGAGGAAGAUCAAAACUUUCAAAUGGCUCUCAAGUUUACCUGGUCCAAUUUUAAGUUUCAUCGGUUUCUUGAUGUUAACAGGCACAACGUACAGCGCUCCAUCAAUGGGAUUCAUGAGAAACUCAUGAUCCACUCUGACUUGAGCAAAGCAGAGAGCUGGAAGCGACUGACUGAAGAAUUCCUCAAUUCUCCUCUUCCUAAUACUGAAGGAACCAAGACUGAUGCCCACUACAGUAUGGUGGCUUUAUUACUGCACCUGUCUGACUCUCCAUCCAACACUAACUACUGUGAAAGACCCAGACUAAAGGAAACGGAGAAAGAGGACAAGUUUGAUUGGGCAAAAUUCUUAAUGGAAGGGGAAGAUAUUGAUACCGGACCCUUUCCAGAUACACCAGAAUGGUCUGAGGAUGAAAGUGAAGAGGAAGACAGUCAACAGCCCUUGAGCCGAGAGGAUUCUGGGAUACAGGUGGACAGAACCCCACAGGAGGAUCAUGAGCAAAACGACAAGACUGUCCAAGUCACCUGGACUGGUGUGGGUGAGCCUGACUGCAGGGCCUGGUUGGAGCAGCAUAUUGUGACCUCAUAUUGGGUUCCCAACUCUCCUCGCUUCCCACACAGCCUUCAUCUGCAUUCCAACCUUUACAAUGUCUGGGAUCAGCACCUUUAUAACACGGGACCUCUUUACUUGCCAGAGGAGAAGUCUUUUGUUACGGAAACGCAAGUGAUUCGGGAAACGCUGUGGCUUCUUUCUGGUGUGAAGAAACUUUUCAUUUUCCAGCACAAUGAUGGCAAGGUGACCGUGAGGAACGAUGUGGUGGUCACACAUCUAACUAAUAAUUGUCUUCACUCAGUCCUGGAGCACAUAGCGGCUUAUGGACAGGCCGUUUCCCGACUGCAGAAGUUCAUUGACGAAGUGACGGGCCACAGUGCAGAGCCCUGCCCUCCAGGUCUUAACCCUUUAUCCUCAUCCUCCAAGAAGAGCUCUGAACCUCCUUUCAGGACUUACCAAGCAUUUGUGUGGGCCCUGUAUAAAUACUUCACUACCUUUAAAGAAGAACUUAAUGCUAUUGAAAAAGACAUAAUUGGAAAAGAUGAGACUGUGACCUUGUCUGCUGUUCUGGAACGAUUAAGUCCUCAUCUGGCCCAGAUUACGGUGCUUCACAGGGUUUUCUGCACAGGGGUGGCUGAGGUCCCGUCUGGAACGCCCAAUGUGUUACGAGCUUCACACUUACUCAACACCCUCUACAAGGCCAUCAUUGAGUAUGACAGUGUGGGUGAAGCAUCUGAACAGUCUGUGGCACUCCUUUUCUCUCUUUGGGUAGAAACAGUCCGGCCAUAUCUUGAGAUCGUAGAUGAAUGGAUUGUUCACGGUCAUUUAUUUGAUCCCGCCAAAGAGUUUGUUAUUCAAAGGAACAAGGAUGUUCCAGUAAACCACAGAGACUUCUGGUAUGCCACUUACACGCUGUACAGUGUGUCUGAAACCGUGGAGAAUGAGGAGAGGCUCAGUGACGCAGCCAGCGGAAGUUCUGGAGGAGAGCAGACGUCCAGCAGUAAACCCCACACCAUGGUGUCCUUCCUCAAGCCUGUCCUCAAGCAGAUCAUCAUGGCUGGGAAAUCCAUGCAGCUGCUGAAGAACCUGGACUGCAAGCAGACCGAGCAGCCGGAUGGCUCCUCCAGAGAUGCUGAAAGGAAGAGUCUAUACACGCUUUUUCUGGAGUCAGUUCAGACACGCCUUCGCCAUGGAGAAGAGUCGCCCACAAAUACGGUUACGGAGCAACAGACCACUAAGAAGAGCCUGAUCAAGAUGCAGUCCAUCGUAGCACGUCAUUUGGAGCUGGAUGACAUCCAUGACCCCCUGCUGGCCAUUAAUUUUGCAAGGCUAUAUUUAGAGCAAAAUGACUUUCAUGAGAAAUUCUCUGGUGGCAGUGUGAUUUUGGACCGCUCCUCUGAGUCAGUAACGUGUCAGACGUUUGAGCUCACACUGCGGUCCUGUCUCUACCCACAUAUUGAAAGGCGAUACAUCGAGUGCUGUGGGAACCUCAUGAGAACUCUGAAAAAAGACUACAGGCUGCUGGAAUACUUGCAGGCCAUGAGAAACUACUUCCUGUUGGAGGCUGGAGACACCAUGUACGAUUUCUACACCGCAAUCUUUGACAAAGUUUUGGAGAAGGAGAGCUGGCAGCAGCUGGCGUUCCUCAACGUGCAACUUCAAGAGGCUGUCGGACAGCGCCACCCAGAGGACAGCAGCCGGUUGUCAAUAUUUCUUGAAACCAUUGACCCUGGGAGAAAAAAACAGCCAGUGAAUAACCUUGAUGGUCUUACAUUGAGUUAUAAGGUUCCAUGGCCUGUAGAUAUUGUUAUCAGUUCAGAGUGUCAGAAAAUCUAUAAUCAGGUUUUCCUACUGCUACUUCAAAUCAAAUGGGCUAAAUAUAGUCUGGACACAUUGCGAUUCAGUGAUAUGACUGUAGCUGCUAAGAAGCAAGAGAGUUGCCAGUCUGAAGCAAGCACAAGCAAAGAGCCGGUAAACCAGCAGAUUCACAGGAUGUUUCUCCUGAAGGUUAAACUCAUGCACUUUGUCAACAGCCUGCACAACUACAUUAUGACAAGGAUCUUACACAGUACAGGUUUAGAAUUUCAACACCAAGUACAGGAGGCAAAGGACCUGGACCAGCUGAUCAAAAUCCACUACAGAUAUUUGUCCACCAUUCAUGACCGAUGUCUGCUCCGAGAGAAAGUCAGUUUUGUUAAGGAGGCCAUCAUGAAAGUGCUCAAUUUAGUUUUGAUCUUCUCAGACAGAUGGCAGGCUGGUUUUGGGGCAUGGAAAAUCGAAUCGAUUGACAAAAUGGAGUCGGAUUUUAAAAACUGUCACAUGUUUCUGGUGACGAUUUUAAACAAGGCUGUCUGCAGAGGCUCAUUUCCUCACUUGGAGUCUUUGGCGCUGUCGCUGAUGGCCGGGUUUGAACAGUGUUAACAGAACAUGGUACUACAAUCCAAUGCAAUGAACACACGACAGAUAUUUAUUGUACUGAUGUAUGACAGCUGCUGUAUUGUUGUUGUUGUUUGUUGUCACCAGCAUGUCUGACAUCAUAUACAUACGAGAGAGACAAAUCACAAUAGUUUUCAUUGCUACAGAAGUAACAGUUUGAGUGAAAUGUGUGUUAAAUUGGUCUGAUACUUAAUGCAUUCUGUUUUGUGGAAAAUCAUACUGUUGGGUGUAAAACAUAAAUGUCAGAUAGGAGAUAGUGUGAGAUGGGUAUGCCAUAAGAAAUUCAAUGUGCAGGUGAUCUGAUAAUCUAUAACGCCAUUAGGACGUCCUAACAAAAGCUCAAAUGUAAAUAUUGUACAUAAUUUAACCUAACUAUGAAAUUUGCAGACUACAUUUGUAGUUUUUGGUUUGUUUAGGCCUAUGUAUGUGUUGUUUUGACUUAAAGCUGUAUGGAAAGUUGCAUAUAUAUUAAAGU
Messenger RNA from Misgurnus anguillicaudatus (oriental weatherfish), 3972 nucleotides. The record is from RefSeq and is a predicted model, not a curated record. NCBI's taxonomy places the organism in Eukaryota, Metazoa, Chordata, Actinopteri, Cypriniformes, Cobitidae.